GAAGCGAAAAAAAAACAUAUUAGAAAUAUGAAGAACAUCACCUUUAAGCUAAUUUUAUGUGUUUCUCUUGUUGUCGUUGCCUUCGGACAAGAUCUUGCAAAAGCCGGUGUGAAUCAUCUAGGGAUUUGUGACACAGACCUUGAGUGCCAAGGCAUGCGUUGUGACAGGGGUAAUGGAUAUUGUGAUCAGAAGGACGGAAAAUGCAAGUGUCCUAAGUUACAAGCGAUGUAUACAAAUAGAGCUGGUGUGAAUCAUCUAGGGAUUUGUGACACGGACCUUGAGUGCCAAGGCAUGCGUUGUGACAGGGGUGAUGGAUAUUGCGAUCAAAAGGAUGGAAAAUGCAAGUGUCCAAAAUAA
This is a messenger RNA of Eutrema salsugineum, 357 nucleotides long. RefSeq names its product defensin-like protein 285. The transcript is spliced from 2 exons. Lineage: Eukaryota; Viridiplantae; Streptophyta; Magnoliopsida; Brassicales; Brassicaceae. Bases 28 to 357 code for a protein of 109 amino acids. The record is from RefSeq and is a predicted model, not a curated record.